UGGGAGAGACGCCGUUGCUGGUUUGCAGAGUUAGCAGCCCCGAUAAAUACGGGCCUGAAAGCAAGAGAUCCCGGUCUCGGUUCUCGGCCUCGCGUCACUUCGCGUGCCCGUUGCCCGUGCGUGCAUUUCUCUGAUUGGCAUCAAGUGGCAUCGGUCGCGCGGGCAUCGGUCGGCCACACUUCGUUGAGGAAUUGAUCGAGAAGGAAGAACGACCGCGUCAGGAUCAUUUCGUUCUCGAUCUCGCGCGACUUAUUGUCAAAGUGAGAGGGGCACGGAUGGUGCGGGCUUGUCCGUUUGCCAGAUCAUCGAUGAAACACGUCUGUGAUUUUUUCAUUUCCUUUCUUGUCACACGGAACUACGUGCAUCGCCGAGAUACAGUGGGAUAGGCUCUCGUAACGUUUCGAUCGUGUCUCCGUCUCGCCGAGAAGGAUUUCCUCGCCCGAUGAUAAUCGUCGUCGGAAAAGCAACUCGCGCCCGGUUUGCUCGCUUUUGCACGUGCUACCCUCGGGGAAUCGAUAUUGGGCCGCCGGCCGCCAAAACAGCCGGUUAUCGCUAAUUACGUUAUUGAGAGGACCGAGCGUCACGGGGUAAACAUCCGUGUGCCGAUAACAUACGUCGACGAGCAUCAUUUGUUUCGAGGUAUUAUCGUGAAUAUACUCGUUCCCGUCGGAAUUCCCACUCGAUCUUCAUCACAUCGAAUGCAGUACACACGGGGAGAUCGGCGGGAAGAAAAGAUAAUAAGAAUUCCGAAAUAUAUACGUCUGACGAAAAUAACAGUCGACCGAUAACACGAGAGACAAGGGAAAGAGAGAGAGAGAGAGAGAGAGAGAGAGAGGGGAGUGAGAAAGAAAUUGAUUCGUAUAUAGUGUAUAAAGUGUCCUGUUCUAUUUCCUUCCUUUCCCCUCCCGUCCCUUCUAAUCUUGUCAAAUGGUCGAGAGCAAGCAUCACCGGCGAACGAUGGAGGACAACGUACCGGGAAACUCGAGCGCCGUCCUCGAGGAGAUCUUUUACGUGACGUCGAGGAAAAACACAUAUUACAAAGUCCGGCUAACGGAGAAGGGCCUGAGUCUGCACAAGGAGCACAACGGCACCGCCAAGACCGAGACUAUCGCUCUCGGAGACAUAAUCGGAUGCAGGUGUAUGCGCUCGAAGCGCAGGAACGCGGGAAGCUGCGUCUGCCGACCGGGCGCGUCCAAGUCGCAACUCAAGCUGGUCGAAUCCGGCGAGAUUCACCAGCAGCAACAGUACGACGAGAACGACACCUCGGCCUAUCUCUACAUAUACGCGUACACGCUGAAAAAGAUGCGGAUGAAGGGCGCGAUGAGACGCGAACGCAUGACCAUCACUCUGCGCUUCCGUAGUUUUGACAAGUACGAGGACAACUUGCGCGAGGCCAGCAGGUGGCGGCUGGCGAUUAAAUGUCUAGUCGCCAACGUGCCGGUGCCCAAGAAUCUGAUGAGCCCCAGCCACGGCAAUCUGGAAACAUUGAUAGGGGCAUGUCCGGGGGAGAAUCGGAAACUUUUGGUCUUGUUGAAUCCGAAGUCAGGACCCGGCAGGGGCAGGGAAACCUUCCAGAAGAGGAUCCAUCCGAUUCUAUCGGAGGCGGAGAGAUCCUACGAGAUUCACAUCACCAAGUGUCCCAAUUAUGCCCGCGAGUUCGUACGCACGAGAGAUAUCUAUCAGUGGUCCGGCUUGCUGAUGGUCGGCGGCGAUGGGAUCGUCUUCGAAGUGGUAAACGGACUCUUUCAGAGGCCCGAUUGGGAGAAGGCUUUACGUGAAUUACCCCUCGGAGUAAUACCAUGCGGUUCCGGCAACGGAUUAGCCAAGUCCAUCGCUUAUGCUAAAGAAGAACCGUACGAUCGUAAUCCCUUGCUUAUCAGCGCGUUAUCGGCGGUCAAGUGCAAGAGAACACCGAUGGACCUCGUACGUAUAGAGACUAGGAAUCAGAUUCUUUUCUCAUUUUUAUCGGUGGGUUGGGGUCUGCUGGCCGAUAUUGACAUCGAGAGUGAACGAUUGCGCGCCAUCGGAGGCCAAAGAUUCACCGUAUGGAGCUUGGCACGUCUAAUAGGACUAAGGACGUAUAAGGGCAAAGUAUCAUAUCUACCCUGCAACAAGGUUUCCCCGUUAGAAAACGGUAAAAUAUAUUGCAAGGACUAUCCUACGGAGAAUAUAUUGUCGCAUUCGAGAAGUUACGGCGAUGAAUUGGACAGGUAUUGUACUACACCAGAAUCAAAGAGCUACUACGAUGCCUUCGGUGAAUCAUCCAUAAACGAAUUAAAUGAUGAUAACGAUGUGAUAACUGAGAAUUUGGCUCUUGAGACACAAAUCGAUAGAAGAAACAGACUAGGCAGCUUUUAUUCCGCUGUAUCGGCGAAAUCAACCUACUUUAGCACAGGCUCGGCUAAUUCGAGUUAUCACAGCAUUGGCGAGAAUGAUAGCACGGAGAUUGAUACGGAAAACAUUUGUAAGAACCAAAUUAUGUAUGGACCACCGUCUACGCUUCCAGCGUUGACUACACAACUCUCAGAUUCCUGGACAACGGUGCAAGGAGAAUUCGUAAUGGUACAUGCGGCCUAUCAAACGCAUUUGGGACAGGAUUAUUUUUUUGCACCACGUGCUAGGCUGGCAGACGGAGUUAUUUGGCUUUUAAUAGUUAAAGCCGGUAUCACACGGUCUAACUUGGUUCAAUUUUUACUAGGCCUAAGUAGCGGGACUCAUGUGACUUGUCCUGGUGUUGAUAUGAUACCGGUAAAGGCAUUCCGGAUAGAACCUAUAGAAGGAACGAAUGGACACAUAGCCGUAGACGGCGAGGAAGUUGAUUACGGACCGUUGCAAGCAGAAAUAUUCCCUUCUCUAGCAUCGGUGAUGACACCUUGACAUAAACAGUAAUUAUAUACAUAUAUAUCUAUACAAGUGAUCGGUCGGCAACAAAAUCAAAUCUUCUUCUUCAGGUAUAAUUUAUUAAAUGAGGGAUUCUAGCUUGGAGUAAAUUAGUUACGAUAGUAUAUAAUCUGAUUGUCAAUAUGUAUUAAUAUGAAUAUAGCUUUUAAGAUAUCUAGGAUUGUAUACUUUUAAAUUGACAAUCUAUGUAGGCUAUUUAAAAUGAAUAAUGAAUAAUCAUCUUGUAAUAUGCUCACAAAGAAAAGUUGUUUUUGCCAUCUUCAUAAUGAAGAUGCAGUAUUAAUAAAUAUAUAUACAAAAAUUAUUUAUAUCAACUCCUAAGGGUUGAAUGGGUUAAUGCUGUUACAUCCUAGUGGAUACAUUUAGCUAUUUUGUAAAGUUUUCUAUCAGUUUGUACAGUGUAAUCUAUAUAUGCAAUAGAGGGUCUUUUCUUUAUAAUUAAACUGACAAUGGGUUGAACUAGUUGCACAAGAUCAGAGUUUAUCUUUUUCUCUCGACAUAUGAAGGAGGAAGAUAAACUCUAAACUGAAGCCAGUUCAACUCAGUUCAGCUAUGAAGAACGGAUCCAUAGUGAUAUUGUUUGUGCUCACUAUUGUAAAUUAUAUACUGUAAGAUAUAUUAUGUAUUACUAUAUUAAAUUAAUUAAUAACAUGUAUUUUUUACGAAUUGAAUCUUUUGCGGUUUGAUGCAUCAGAAAAUUAUUUGUUUCAAAAUUUUAUUCCGUUCGCUUGUGUUUUCGCAUUAAAUUUUUUAAUGCAUAAUAAAAUGAUUGCAUUUUUUGAUUAUUGUAUACGCCGCAUAAAUGAAAGAGUAUUCUAAUGAUAAGUAAUAUGCCAAUACAGUCAGAUUGAAGCUAUGUGCUUAUCUCAUUUCUUCGUAACGUAUUUAAAAUAUUUAAUAUAUGCGUGACUAAAAUUAUAAGUUAUAAAAUUAUUAUCAAUAAUAUCCAUAUCAUAUUUAAAAUGUUGAAAAAAUGUUAAGAUUAUUUAAUUAUCAAUUUUAGUUAUAUAAAUUUCUUCUGAUUGUUACGUUGUUUAUCUGUGUUAUUAUUGUAUAUAUUUGGUAAAAAAUACAGUUACGAUUGAAA
Molecule: messenger RNA, 3988 nt
Organism: Cataglyphis hispanica
Lineage: Eukaryota; Metazoa; Arthropoda; Insecta; Hymenoptera; Formicidae
Gene: Sk2
Product: sphingosine kinase 2-like
Exons: 7
Coding region: 928-2877 (649 amino acids)
Biological process (GO): sphingosine biosynthetic process
Cellular component (GO): intracellular membrane-bounded organelle; cytoplasm; membrane
Source: RefSeq, a predicted model, not a curated record